Pseudonaja textilis is the source of this 3073-nucleotide messenger RNA. It is a transcript of the gene KCTD5, whose product is annotated as potassium channel tetramerization domain containing 5. Gene Ontology annotation, biological process: protein homooligomerization; proteasome-mediated ubiquitin-dependent protein catabolic process. Lineage: Eukaryota; Metazoa; Chordata; Lepidosauria; Squamata; Elapidae. Gene Ontology annotation, molecular function: cullin family protein binding. The record is from RefSeq and is a predicted model, not a curated record. Gene Ontology annotation, cellular component: cytoplasm; Cul3-RING ubiquitin ligase complex.
UGGCGAGGGGACCUUCUGGCGCCGGGCCAGGAUGGCGACGGACAGUCCCUGCGAGCUCCCGGCGACGCCGGCGGGCGGGCUGAGCCUGGGCCGGCCUCCCUCGGCGCCCUUCCGCCGCUGCAGCCCUUCCAGGGUGGCCGCCGCCGCCGCCGCCCCGCCGUCGAGCGGCGGGGCUCCCGCGGCGCUGCCCGGCAAGUGGGUCCGGCUGAACGUGGGCGGCACCUGCUUCCUCACCACCCGGCAGACGCUCUGCAGGGACCCCAAGAGCUUCCUCUUCCGCCUCUGCCAGGCCGACCCGGACCUCGACUCCGACAAGGAUGAAACAGGUGCCUAUUUAAUAGACAGAGAUCCAACCUAUUUUGGACCGGUACUGAACUAUCUCCGGCAUGGGAAACUUGUUAUCAAUAAAGACCUGGCGGAGGAAGGUGUGCUUGAAGAAGCUGAAUUCUACAACAUCACAUCCUUAAUUAAACUGGUGAAGGACAAAAUAAGAGAAAGAGACAGUAAAAUCUCACAGGUGCCAGUCAAGCAUGUUUACAGAGUGCUCCAGUGCCAGGAAGAGGAGUUGACUCAGAUGGUCUCCACCAUGUCUGAUGGCUGGAAAUUUGAACAGCUGGUGAGCAUCGGAUCAUCCUAUAAUUAUGGGAAUGAGGACCAGGCAGAAUUCCUCUGCGUUGUCUCCAAGGAGCUGCACAACACGCCCUAUGGCACAGCCAGCGAGCCCAGCGAGAAAGCAAAGAUUUUGCAGGAACGAGGUUCGAGAAUGUAAUUGUGUCACAGUAUUGAAUGCAGAAGGUUGUUUUAUUUGCAUCACCACACGAAGAGGCUUGGCGCCAAGCGGACGUCUCUUGUGCAGACAAGAUGGAUGUAUAACUUUUUAAAAUGUUGUGGCCGGAGCAGGCCUGCAUUGCCUGUUUCCUUCUGAUCCCUGGUUGUGCGGAAGGUGAUUCCACGGAAGGACUCGGCUUUACUCUCAGCUUCCGUCCUGUAGAGCUGCAGCACUUUCUCCAGUGCCGGCCAGAGGAAGCUCCGCUGGUUUGUGGGAAGCGAUUGGGAGCUUAGUUCCUGCAGGUGGUUCAAGGACAACUUAUUGGUGCUACUCCAGUCCGUAUACAGGCCUCUGUUACUAGCAGCCUCUGUGGACUUCUCCUAUACAUUCCUUUGCGGUUCUCAUGUAAGAAUGUUUUAGGGAAUAAGUAUUCCUCUGUUGGGAUAAAUGAAAUAUGUAUUUCCUCCCUAAUUCCUCUCCCCUCUUCCCCUUGCUCCCUUUAUUAGCCAGAGGGGAGAAGCCCCCUUUUGCCUGCAUUUCUAGAGUUGGCCUUCAGGUUGCUUGAUCUUACCAAUGUCAGCAUUCAGUUUGACUACCCUUAAGGAUUGAAGACCAGUUUUGUUUACAAAUGAUACGACAUCUUGCCUUUCAAAUGCAUGGCUAUCCACCAUGUUUUUUCAAAAAGAUCUGCAAAUAUUGAUAGUGGUGAAGCUGAAGUUAGGCCCCAGAUUUUCGUCUCAAUGGCUGCUCGGUGCAGAGGGUCGGGAAUGAAGGUCUGUGUGCCUGAAAGUAGGAAUUCUUCUGAUUCUUAAACAGAUGUUUACAGUUAUUUCUAUAUUCUUAUCUAUGCAGUUCUUUCUAAUGUUUUGGCAAAUACUGUCAAAACGAACCAUGGUUUCAUUAAGAGAAGCUUCUAGUAAAUGUGAAAAAACACAACUGGAUCUUUUUAGAGCACUGUGUUUAAAUGGAACCCUUGGCAAGCCUUUCAGAAUAGUUUAGAGAGGAAUUGACUUCAAACUUCUCUUUGUUCCCUUAAAGAGGAGUCCCUGCUUGUUUGAGACUUUAUGGCAUCCUACCCAUAUUUUAAACUUUCAUUAAACAACUUAUGUAAUACUUUUUAAUAAUUGACAUGUACUGUCUCAAAUGUAUCUUGUCUGCCUGCAUUUGAUUAAAUCUUUGGGCCCAAAAGAAGGGGCAAGUUGGUGACAUUUUCUAGCCUCCAGUCUGGAGAUGGCAUUAAGCGGCACAGAUUACAAGGCCUUCUCAGUACUUUUGAAAGAUGCUGAAUUGAUUGAAGUGUAACUACAAAGGACAGCUGUACAUACAGACUCCUUGAGGUAUUCCUAUUGAGGAGUCCAUGUUUCACAUCUGGGCUUUUAUAUCUAUCGCCAGUUUUUCCCCUGAAAGAAGUAUUGCAUUGAGAAGUCCUGAGAAACAGGUGUGUGUGUGUAUAUGACCUUUUUGAACCCCUUGAAGGUAUUAGUCAUUAGCCAGCUCGCUAUCAUUCAAUGCCAGCCUGAAAGGGGAUAGCAGCCCAGCUCAGGAUGGGGCAGGGGGAGCCCCCCUUCGCCCCUCCAUUGUGUCCCCUUCAGCACGAGCUCAAGGGUUGGCUUUGGAACGAGGGAGGUUGCCAUUUCUGAAGAUUGCCUUGCAAGAGCUGAGAGGUGACGGGAAUGUUGACCGAUACCGAUUCCCUUUUGAAGAGUGAACAGUUCAGAAACGUCCAACAUUAGGGCUAUCCUUAUGGAGGAUUUUAAAUCCAGGCAAUACUUUCUUUGCGCUCAUUUUGGUGUGACUUCUUGCUGAGUUGGGGAUGGGGGUAGGAGUAGUAUAUGAACAAUAUAGCAUCAGAAUUUAAAGUUUAUAUCUUGGAAAUUAUAUCAUCAAAAUAACCUAAAAAGCAUGGAAUUUUUCUUUGUAUUUUUCAAGACUGUGUAAUGUUAAUAUCCAUUAUCACUCUUUUAUGGUAGUCUCAUCCCACGCUGUCUUCCACAUUUCAACAAACACUGUUAUAGAAAGUUGGUGGGUCUUACCAAGAGAAUUGGGUAGGUUUUAAUAACUUGACACUUGUCUUUGAAGGCAUCCACACCAAUUCUGGAUUCUGAAUGAUAAACAUGGGUGUUAGCAAACCUGUUCCUCUUUUCAGUUGUUUGGUCUAACUUUUGCAUUUAUUUUAUUUAUUUUUGAUAGUGAAGGCUAAAUGCUUUUUUAAAUGCUUUAAUAUCGUGUAGUGUGUCCCCUUAAGCUGAUAUAACGCAUGGCUAAGGCACAAGAUAUCCAUGGUGCUCAAUAAAAGAACAAAAA